UUGAGAAAGCAACUUGUAAUGGCGGCCAUGCGAAGAUGAUCGAAGACGGUCCAGGUUCUCAACACGGCGGCCAGGUCGGCCCAGGAUCAGGAAUAAGCAUCGGCAUGGUCACUAAACAACAACAAGAUGGCGAAUCGGUCCAGAGACCACAAUAUUCCAUGCCUGGGAUUUUACAUUUUCUGCAAACGGAAUGGGCUCGUUUCGAGAUGGAACGAUCGCAAUGGGAAGUCGAAAGGGCUGAACUUCAAGCAAGAAUUGCAUUUCUACAAGGAGAGAGAAAGGGACAGGAAAAUCUGAAACAAGAUUUGGUGCGACGCAUCAAAAUGCUGGAAUUUGCCUUGAAACAAGAAAGGGGAAAGUACCACAAAUUGAAGUAUGGGACCGACCUGAACCAAGAUGACAUGAAACCUCCAAGCUUUGAUAAGAAAACUGAUCAAGAUGUAAUAGAUGGUGAAUCACUUCUAGCCUCUGGUCCAAACAGCACAGCAUCAUGGAGACAAGGGAGACAACUCCUUCGACAGUAUCUGCAAGAAAUUGGUUACACAGAUACAAUCAUUGAUGUACGGUCAGCUAGGGUGCGGUCAUUGCUAGGAUUACAGCCCCACACAGAGAAUGAAGCAGAGGGGGCACAACCAGCUCUGGUCAAUGGGGAACAGAGUCCAGGAAAAGGGGGAGUUGCUGCAGGCAAGAGAGUAGGGACAAAGAGAGUUGGUGGAGCAGUCCCUAUUGAGGGAACUUUGAUUGAUACUGAGGCCGCUGUGAUGACAACGUUUGAUUUUUUAGCUAAUGAGAAUGUUGUGGAUGAUGAUGAGGACAAUCUAAGUGAUGAAAAUGAAGAUGGUGGGUCUGCAGAUGAUGAAUCAGAAGAAAGGUUAGAAAGAAAAGGUCACAAGAUCAAGAUGGUGGGUAAUGAAAGCAUGGCUGGUAUAGAGGACGUCAUGGCAGAUCCGGAAACAGAGGAGGCACUGGCGGAGUUCGACUUCUUAGUUUCGGAGAGUGGGGAAGGUGCCGGAGAGGCUCGUAGCCAUGGUGAUGGGACAGAGUGGGAGAAGCGGGAACUGUCCUCUAAUGAAGAGUGGGUGGUCGAUCAACAACAAUUAUCUAAGCUUAAAGAGCAGUACAAAAAGGAGAGGAAAGGAAAGAAGAAUAGGCCCACCCGAUCAACCCUCCAAGCCAUGCUUGCUAAUCUGGGCACCGAGGAAGAUCACCUACCAGCACUGCAGGCUGGAGCUGCUAGUCCUCACACCGAGAAUAGUAUGCCUGACAUAGAUGAAAUGGGUGUUCAAGGGGGAGGCUCCAUGCCAUUUCCGUCUGGAUCUCGGAAACCGAUCCUUGGUAUGCCUGGCGCCGACGAGGAUGCCCUUGAUGCGGCGCUUGGUUUAGGAGAGUUAGCUGGUCUGACUGUCACCAAUGAGGCCGACCCUAUGAGUUAUGAUAUAUCAGCACCAAAAGAAGUUUAUAGGAAAACAUGGAAUGCAAAAUACACUCUUAGAAGUCAUUUUGAUGGUGUACGGGCACUAGCAUUCCACCCGGUUGAGCCAGUGCUAAUAACAGCAUCUGAGGACCAUACACUGAAAUUAUGGAAUCUACAGAAGACAGUACCAGCCAAAAAAGCUGCAUCUUUAGAUGUUGAGCCCGUGUACACAUUUCGAGCCCAUGUGGGUCCUGUGCUGUGCCUAGCUGUCAGUGCUACAGGGGAGCAGUGCUUCAGUGGAGGCAUGGACUCAUCCAUUAGGUGUUGGAAUAUACCAAGCUCUAAUAUUGAUCCUUAUGACUCUUUUGAUCCCAGUGUGUUGUCAGACACUCUGGUGGCUCACCGAGAUGCAGUGUGGGGAUUGUCUAUACACAGCUCUAAGAUGCAGCUGUUAUCGUGUUCAGCUGACGGGACAGUUAGGUUGUGGAGCCCCGGCAGCAAGUCUCCACUCCUAAACACAUUCACUGUUGAUACAGCAGAAGAGGGAGCACCUACCUCUGUAGAUUUUGUGCGUUGUGAUCCCAGUCGGAUGGUGGCUAGCUAUACGUCCUCUAAUACCUAUGUAUUUGACAUAGAGACUGGAAAACAGGUUCUCAAAUUAGAAACAAAAAUAAAUUCAGAUUCUAGCGGAAGCAAUCAAAUCAACAGGGUGGUAAACCAUCCUACACUUCCACUGACCAUAACAGCACAUGAAGAUAGGCACAUUAGGUUCUUUGACAAUAACACAGGGAAAAUCAGUCACUCAAUGGUGGCCCAUUUAGACUCAGUUACCAGUUUAGCAGUGGAUCCAAAUGGAUUGUAUCUCUUAUCAGGGAGUCAUGACUGCUCUAUUAGGUUAUGGAAUUUAGACAGUAAAACUUGCGUGCAGGAAAUCACCUCCCAUCGCAAGAAGUUUGAUGAAUCAAUUCACGACGUUGCCUUCCAUCCGCAAAAACCCUACAUUGCUAGUGCAGGAGCCGAUGCACUUGCCAAAGUCUUUGUAUGACAACAAUAAAGACUUCUAGUCUGUCGGCAAAACAAUGAAAAUACCAGUUUCGUUUGUGUGGCAUGUUGUCAAGGAGGCUACCAACUAGUCUGGGCCACUAUAUGCUUACAUUCUCGCUUACUUAAAUGGCGACAACCAGCAGGCCGGGCUGGGUAGGUGGGUGGGGGUAAUGUGUCGUUGUCUGUCCGAGUCACAUGGUGAGUGAUCCCCUGUUUACACCCCCAUCCUCUUGUCCGUGCAUAAUGGAUCACAUACUCAUUGCUCUAUUCUAUUUGAGAUUUGUGCUGCAGCUUUCAGUCAACAAGGUCUUCAUGUGGAGAUGUAUGAUUCUCAGGGCAGUCUUCACAUCAAGAUGUACAAUCCAAAAUUUUUAACUGAAAAAUAAUCCAUGUAAAGAAUUGAUGUUGGUGUUGUCUCUGCCAUCUUGCAAGGUCUUGUGAUAGUUGGUGAGAUUUGUCAUAAACUGUACGAACGCCAGUUUAGGCUGUAGAAAAGAAAAAUUGGUAUGGUAGUCAGUCGGUGAAGAAGAAACAUUUGUGCAUCAGGUAAGAUGAAAUUGCACAAUGUUCAUGUAGAAUGGCAACCAGGAAUGGCAUACCCAUCCAUAUAGGAUGUGAUACAUAUAAACAUGUGACACUGCCGAUUUUGAGGGGCUAUUUAUUGUAUCAGUUUCUAAGUGACUUGUUUGUGGCGUCUUAUCAUCCUCCCAAGGCACCCUCCCAGUGUACAGUGCUAUGUGUGCGUGUAUCACCAGUCCUAGAAGUGUAUACAAGUUUGCAAUAACUCAAGAGUGGGUAAGCAUGGACAUGGAUGGACAGAGAGAUCUGAGGUUGAGCGAGAGAGAACAAAGGAUGACAUUCAUCUCCUUCCACACUUUUAGUGACUGCAUCAUCAUACACAACCCCAUAUGUACAUUUUAUGACACAUACUGUAAGGCUAACUAAUGGUCGACAUGUAAUAUUUGUAAUUAUGAAGACACUAAACUAUUUCAGUAUUUUGUAGUUAGCCUGUUCAUACCAUAUACAUUAACAGUGUGGGCACAUGUUGAUAUUUGUGCUUGCUCAUGUAAAUAGGCAUGUUAAUGUUAGUUCUCUGUGUUCUCGCUCUUGGUUGAUGUUCUUGUCAACUGCUUAGGCAGCAUGGAUUUCGUCUAGUUGAUUCUGGGGGCAAAACCAAACAGGUGAUAACUUUAACAGUUUCAAAGGCAACAUUGUUCAAUACCACUUAUUUGUAAAACAUUAAAAAGGGUGUCAUUCUAUAUCUUUGAUAUUUCUUAUCUCUGUCAUUCAACUAUUGUUUUCAUGGUAUUGUGAGGUUCGAAAGACAAAGUCUGCUUCCAACUUUAUACUGUGUAUAAGAAAUUAUUUAUCAGACUUUUUCUAGUAAUUAAAUGCAGUAAUGAAUUUCUUUGAUGUUUGAGAUGUGGACUGUAUUAACUUCUUAUUAUUAUGGAACAUGAGUGAUGAUGACACCUAUCUACUUUUACAACGGAUUGAACUUUGAAUACAUGUCUGUUCAGUAGAAGUUUGACAUUUAGGAAAAUGAUUUCUUUUCCUGUAUAUUAUGUCAAAUUUUCACUUUCUGAACAUGCUACAUAGACAUAUUCUGUAUACUCUUUUUGUUUCUCUUUACUUCUGUAUGUUAUCUAAGGUAGUCUGUAAUAACAUGAUAGUGACGAACUCGACUACUAAAGUUUAUGCUUGGUUCGUUCAUGUAACAACUUUAUUUCUGUUGAUAAUUUUAGCUGGUAUGAUUAUUUAUUUAACUGGGUUCUGCAGUUAUUUCUUGAUAGAAGUUUCCUAAAUUUAUACAUUUUUACAUACUCUUUCAUUUAUCUUGUUUGUGUUCUUGUUUUUAAAGAGAAGUUUACACAUCACUAAAUCAUGGUUUUCAUUAUAAGGGCUAAAGAACAGUCAUACUUGAGUCAUCUGUAAGGGAAGGAAUGUGUUCAGCAUGUUCAAUAUCAGACAAUGUCUUAUAAUUUGACUGCAAAGAGUUGUGUGGCUGAUGCUUCUAUUAGAUAUCAUGUACUGGUUCAUCAGUGAAAACGAUCUCAACACUCUUGUCAUUAUCAAUUCGUCCAGCUUUUCUUUCGUGGAAAUAUCCUGGCAUAAUCAGCACUGUUAGCUUUAAAGAUUAUUUCUUUGAAAUGAUGACAACGACACAUGGUUUCUCUCUCAGGAAGGCCUUUGCAUGCAGUUCCAAUGCUUUACUUGUAAUUUGAUACACAGUUGUUUAACAGCCAAACAGUGAAUACAGUGAAGAAACCAGUAAUUUGUGACUAAGUCCUUCACAAUUUAUAGUUUGAAUUGGCACAUUAAAUGAAAAUAUUCCUCCCCUUGAAACAUGUAAUUCUUAAUCCUAGAUUGUGAUAACUACCAUUGUAUUAUCUCUAUUACAUGAAGUGAAAUGUUCGUGAGCGAUACUACACAGUAUAUAUUUCUGUGUUUUUGCAUAUCACUUUGUAAGAGACAUCUAUCUAAUACCAUUAUAUAGAUCAAUUACUAUAUAAGUACUAGCUUUAGAGUUGCAUAUACUUUAUGAUACAGUAUGUUCAUAUUGGCUCUUCAGUUUCGUUCAAUAAUAUAAACUAACCAAAGUUUGUCUAUUGAAAUCCAUGCUGCUUGAUUAUUGAUGCUACUGGGGGAUAAUAACAAGUAUGAUUAUGUAUGGAUUACUAAUAGCAGGGAUGGUAUAACUACUAACUCCAACAAAGAUAAUAUAUACAUUGUCAUUGGCCUCAACACCCUUGUUUUUCAGGGGCACAUGUGGAGCAUUUGUUAACACAGAUUGGACGUUUCACUGUGCCAUUUUUGGAAAUGUAUCCAUAUACUUACAAUAUGAAUUCGGUGUAAAAUUGUUCAAACAAUUAUUUGUCAAUUUGAUGAGUGUUGUUUCGAUAAUUUUAGAUCUUUUAAUUUUAGUGCUUAUCAUUUGGUAUCAGCAUCAUCUGUAAUUUUAGAAUUCUUACCUCAUACAUCGUUCAUGAUCAUAGUGUUGAUGACUGUACUAGUGUGUGAGAAAGGCACUACAUAGUAGUCUAAUUGUAUAAUUAUAAGGAAACACAUGGUUGGGAUUGUAGGGAAUAUAUAUUUGAAUAACCCAGGAAAAUGUGAUUUUAGAAGGAGUUUUAUUUUCACAUAUGAACUACAGUGCUAACCAUCUGAUUACCAGUCCAGUCUGUUCUCUGAGAUGAUGAAUUUUGUCUUUUCUAGAUGUUUCUUUAUUGUGAACCAUGUGUUAUUGGUCUUUCUGUACACAGUGUCUGCUCGUCAAGUCUUUGGACCUGCUGGUCUUUAAAUCUCUGUCUCCUAUCACCUAUCAUGAACCCUAGUGAUUCAAUCAAGCUUGCUUAGUGUUAAUUUCAUAAGAAAAUGGGAAAUGCAAAUUUGACCAUCUGGCAGUCUAUUUGUAACUGUAAGAGAAGAUUACUUACGGAAUUCAAUCAAAAAUAUUUCAGUCUGAAGUCAAUGGAAAUGUUCAAUACAUUAAUUAAUGUAAUUAUUUGUCUUUGGUAGAAGUUUUGAAACCAACUAUCAGAAAAAUAUUUUCCAUGCAUAAAAAAGAAGGGGUUUGUAUGACAUGCCAGACUGGUUUGAUAUCAUUUUUUAUUUGAAAAUGUAUACUAACAAAAUAUUACUAGUCAUUCAGUACAACUCUCAAUAAUCUUGCAUAUGUACAGAUAAUCAUGUACAGUCAUACAAGAGCAAUUUUUAACAAAUAUUUUUGGACAGCUUAUAAAUGUGAAUGUACAUUUAGUUGUGUAUACAUACAUGUAUAUUGUAUUAACUGCCAUAGAAAAUCAAAGAGAUGAAGUGCUUUCAUAUCAAACUGAUGUGUAAUCUAUAUGAAAUAAUGCCUCUAGAUACAUUAGGUUACUAGACGUGUGCUUUGCACCCUAGAAUCAACACUUACACGUCUUGUCUUUCUGAAUGAGUUACUGUCAUUUCUCUGUAUACAGCAAAUUAAUAAAACUGAAUUUGAAAUUA
Messenger RNA from Haliotis rubra (blacklip abalone), 6448 nucleotides. RefSeq names its product striatin-like. The coding region runs from base 36 to 2459 and encodes 807 amino acids. Gene Ontology annotation, molecular function: protein binding. NCBI's taxonomy places the organism in Eukaryota, Metazoa, Mollusca, Gastropoda, Lepetellida, Haliotidae. The record is from RefSeq and is a predicted model, not a curated record. The transcript is spliced from 19 exons.